Molecule: messenger RNA, 1428 nt
Organism: Mucor velutinosus
Lineage: Eukaryota; Fungi; Mucoromycota; Mucoromycetes; Mucorales; Mucoraceae
Exons: 6
Coding region: 1-1428 (475 amino acids)
Biological process (GO): regulation of DNA-templated transcription; cellular response to starvation
Cellular component (GO): nucleus
Molecular function (GO): DNA-binding transcription factor activity, RNA polymerase II-specific; RNA polymerase II transcription regulatory region sequence-specific DNA binding; zinc ion binding
Source: RefSeq, a predicted model, not a curated record
AUGUCUCAAGGAGUAUCGUCGUCUUCAUCAUCCACAACAGCAUCAGCAGCAGCAGCAACAUCGAAUGUGGGUGGACCUGAUUUAAUUGCCUACCAAAACUAUUUCGCUUUUCAUCCCACAAUCGAAAUUGAAAAGAGAAAAAAUCUAGUUCAAUCAUGCACGCACUGCCAAAAGGCUCAUCUUAGUUGUGAUGGAGGCCGACCUUGUCAAGGAUGUAUAAAACGUGAUUUAGCAACUACAUGUUCAGACAACAACCGCAAAAAGAUGAAACUGAAUACGCCUGCUACGAAUGCCAUGGACAGCAACGAGGAGCUGUACUCACCUAAUGCCAAUGUGCCAUUUACGCCUGCCGAUGGCAACAACAAUACCAGCUUCAUAGAUACAUCGCAGUUAUUCAACUUCUCAUUGACUGAUUUUGGAUUUGGAUCAGAGACAACUGGGCUGGAAUACGGUAUACUGGGCAACAUGCUGGUGGAUGGCCCUCCUUCGUCUUCUACUACGACUACCACAACUGUGACCACACCGACUACGGUUCAAAUGAAUGAAAAGACAUUGACGACAUCCGCAACCACACCUACUACUAAUACUACAGCCACUACCGCAGCAUCUUCUCCUAGUACAUUUCAAGCACUCUCAGCAUUAUUUCCAUUCACUUCAUCGCCUACAAGCCCUCUUCCUCACCACCAGCAUCAACUACAACAGCAGCAGCAAGUGCAGUUCCAAUCGCCCAUGCGUAGACCACAGCCUCAACCACAGCAGUUCUCAUCUCCACCUACUGCACCCAUGAAAAGAGAUAGCACGUCUUCUGCUGCCAGUACCAAAUCAACAUCGAGGCGAAAGGGCAAUUGUGGCAACACACCCGAGGCUGUGUACAAUAGUGUGAAAAGACCAUUCAAUUACGCAGAGGGAUUUCAUUACCUGAUUCAAUAUGUGACGGAUCGUAUGGGGCGUGAAGAUUUGAUGCGAAUCAGUAAAUCAUUAUCGCUAUUUCGACCUUCGUUUCUAUCGUUGAUCAUGAAUUUGACAGAGGAGGACCUGGUGUUUAUGGAGCGCUGUAUUCAAAGAACCUUGCUGGAAUACGAAAAGCUGAUUAGUUUCUCUGGAACACCCACUGUUGUGUGGAGAAGAACGGGUGAGGUGUGUUUGGUUGGAAAGGAGUUCUCGCUUCUCACUCAGUGGACAAGAGACAUGCUGCUGAACAAAAAAACAUAUAUUUACGAGUUGAUGGAAAAUCAGUCAGCUGUAGAAUACUGGGAAAAGUUCAGUACACACGCAUUUGAUAAUACAGAUAAGGCCUGUAGCUACUCUUGCAUUUUGCGUACGCCACAGCAAAAACCAGUACCAUGUACAUUCUGCUUUACCAUCAAGAGAGAUAUUUUUGAUUUACCAAGUGUCAUUGUGGGCAAUUUUUUGCCUAUUCUCAGUUAA